This is a messenger RNA of Drosophila willistoni, 1155 nucleotides long. Its product is annotated as trypsin-1. Lineage: Eukaryota; Metazoa; Arthropoda; Insecta; Diptera; Drosophilidae. Gene Ontology annotation, biological process: proteolysis. The record is from RefSeq and is a predicted model, not a curated record. The coding region runs from base 1 to 1155 and encodes 384 amino acids. The transcript has 3 exons. Gene Ontology annotation, molecular function: serine-type endopeptidase activity.
AUGAAAUUCUAUACGGCAACAUUGAUUAUUGUACUAUGUUGCCUUUACUUGGCCGGUUCGACGGUUUCAGCUUUGACCACCUUUGGUUAUAAUGGACCAAAACUUGGUUAUUUCUAUCCAAAACCCGCACGUUUACCUCCAUUGCCAAUAGUCAAUGGAAGCACCGGCUCCAGCUCCAGCACCACUACCAAUUCUGACGGUCCACCGCCUGGAGUGCAAUCGGAUUUCAUUGAUGAUCUGAUUGAGGGACAUAAGCAGCAAAUCUUAUCGAAUGUCUUGGGCGUUUCAGCUGCUUCAGCUCCGCUUGGCAAUGAGACUCCAUUGGACUCCACGAUAGUUGCUUCAUCGCCGCCUCUAGAGGGCGUUGGAGAUGCUAAGGCGUUUCGCGUUAAUCGCUGUGCCAGUUGCACCUGCGGGGUGCCAAAUGUAAAUCGUAUUGUGGGCGGCACUCAGGUGCGUACAAAUAAAUAUCCAUGGAUAGCUCAAAUUAUCAGGGGAACAUUCCUGUUUUGUGGUGGCACUUUGAUCAAUGAUCGUUAUGUUUUAACGGCUGCACAUUGUGUCCAUGGCAUGGAUAUGAAUGGAGUCUCAGUGCGUCUGCUGCAACUCGAUAGAAGUUCAACACAUUUGGGAAUCACACGUGCUGUGGCAUUUGCUAAUGCUCAUGCUGGUUAUAAUCCAGUUACAUUGGUCCACGAUAUAGCCCUAUUGAGGUUGGCUCAGCCAGUUGCCUUGGUGGAUGUAAUGCGUCCAAUAUGUUUGCCCAGCAAUUUUCUACAGAAUUUCGAUUUCCAAAAGGCCAUUGUGGCCGGCUGGGGUCUAAGUCAGGAGGGUGGCUCAACCUCAAGUGUACUCCAAGAGACCACAGUGCCGAUAAUAACGAAUGCCCAAUGUCGUGCCACAUCAUAUAGAAGCAUGAUUGUGGAUACUAUGCUAUGUGCUGGUUAUGUACGAACUGGUGGACGUGAUGCUUGUCAGGGUGAUAGUGGAGGUCCUUUAAUUGUACGCGAUCAGAGGAUAUUCCGUCAAGCUGGUGUUGUUUCCUUUGGUUAUGGUUGUGCCAAACCCGAUGCUCCAGGCGUUUAUACUCGCACUAGUCGCUAUUUGGACUGGAUAGCGGCAAAUACACGAGACUCAUGCUAUUGUGAGAAUUAA